UCCACGCCCGUGUGAGUGAGGAAACGUCACAUUCCCUCGACCCUGCCAUCACUCCGGGGUCUGUCUCAGAUUGGAAGGCGUCAAAAGUGAUCUGCGGACUAAUUCAGAUGCUGCUCAGGAGGAGGCGGAGUGAUCUUUCCUGGCCACGACCCACGUAUACGGAGUGCGCUCUCGGACCCGCAGCCACAGUGUCAGAGCGACGCCGGGGAUGAAGCAACGCGGCUGCGACGCGCACGGAUCCUGUUCACACACUCCGAUCUGAGGAUUGUACAUUACUGCUUUUUAACUUGGCACAUGCUUUAACCCGUCUGUCGCUUUGGCUUUCUUCACCAUACUCAUGUCUUUUUCAACCAUUUCCACGAGAAUUGGGUCAUGAUCACAUCGCCCACGGUCUCUGUCCUGAGAAAUAGCACGAAUCCAGCGUGGGAGAGCGGCUCCUUGGGAGAGAAGGGCGCAGCGAAGAUCGGCCACACAUCCGUCCAAAACUCCGUCUCUCCCGCAGACCCUUCUCGGCAAGCCAGUCGUCUUCCCAUAAAGGUUCUGAAAAUGCUCACGGCUCGGGCAGGACACAUUUUACACCCGGAGUACCUUCAGCCUUUACCGUCCACCCCUGUCAGUCCCAUCGAGCUCGAUGCCAAGAAAAGUCCUCUGGCUCUGUUGGCGCAGACAUGCUCUCAGAUCGGCAAACCGGACCCGCCGUCCUCCUCCAAACUGUCCUCCGUCACCUCCAAUGGAUCUAGUGACAAGGAGGGCAAGUCCGGUCCGCUGAAGAUGAGCGACAUCGGAGCCGACGACAAAUCCAGCUUCAAACCUUACUCCAAAUCAUCGGAGAAGAAGGAGUCGAGCAGCAGCCUCAGUGGAGAUAAAACCAGUUUCCGAGUGCCUAGCGCCACCUGCCAGCCGUUCACCCCCAGGACAGGCAGCCCCAGCUCCUGCACCUCCGUGUCUCCGCUGCCGUCUGAGGGCAAAGCGGGGGACAAGGAGGACAAGAAGGAGUCUGAGAGCAAUAAGAGCAGCACGGAGAACGGCGGCAGCCACAGGAUAAGUGGGAUUAACUCUGACGGGGGCCAGCACCAGGAGAACACAUCUGGAUCCAAGACUGUUACAUCGGACUCCACAUCCGUGACCUCGUCGUCCUCCUCCGUCCUCGGCUCCGGACUGGUGGCCCCUGUUUCACCCUAUAAGCCCGGGCAUACAGUUUUCCCUUUGCCACCUGCUGGUAUUUCCUAUCCUGGAAGUUUAGCGGGUGCAUAUGCGGGUUAUCCGCAGCCGUUCCUCCCUCCUGGAAUGACCCUUGACCCCACCAAAUCCAGCAGCCAGCUGUUAAGCGCACAGUUUGCGGCUGCCAGUUCACUGGGAUGCAGUAAAGCAGGAACCAGCCCUUUAGCCGGAGCCUCUCCUCCGACUCUAAUGUCUGCGAGUCUGUGUCGAGACCCGUACUGUCUGAGCUACCACUGCACAAGCCAUUUGUCCGGCGCAUCCAGCGCAAACUGCGCACAUGACUCUGCGGCUGCUGCUGCGGCCGCCACUGCGCUCAAAUCUGGAUACCCGCUCAUGUACCCCACACACCCUCUGCACGGGGUGCACUCCACGGCGCCGUCUUUUAGCGGACACCCGCUGUACCCCUACGGCUUUAUGCUGCCCAAUGACCCCCUGCCUCACGUGUGUAACUGGGUGUCUGCAAACGGACCAUGCGACAAGCGCUUUUCCACUUCCGAGGAGCUGCUGAGCCACUUACGGACUCACACGGCCUUCGCGGGCACAGAGAAGAUGAUCUCCGGGUAUCCGGGGUCAUCUUCCCUCGCCAACGCCGCAGCGGCCGCCGCUAUGGCCUGUCACAUGCACAUCCCUCCUAACGGGAGCCCCGGCAGCCCCAGCACACUGGCCCUCCGGGGGUCCCACCACCCCCUCGGACUCAGCAGCCGCUACCACCCGUACUCAAAGAGCCCCCUGCCCGCCCCCGGGGCCCCGGUGCCGGUGCCCGCCGCCACCGGGCCGUACUACUCCCCGUACGCCUUGUAUGGACAGAGACUGACCACAGCCUCGGCCUUAGGAUACCAGUAGACACAAAGAAUUCUACAUUUAUAAAGGAGAUUUAGGCCCAAUGAGUUUUAUAUUGUACUACAUGCAGGGACUGGAUCCGUGUGGGGAUCAGUGUAUUUAUUUGCGAUAGCUUCAAGCGUGACUAAAAUAAAAAAAUAAUUAUAAUAUAA
Sphaeramia orbicularis (orbiculate cardinalfish) is the source of this 2213-nucleotide messenger RNA. RefSeq names its product zinc finger protein 503-like. The record is from RefSeq and is a predicted model, not a curated record. The transcript has 2 exons. The coding region runs from base 373 to 2064 and encodes 563 amino acids. Gene Ontology annotation, biological process: negative regulation of DNA-templated transcription. NCBI's taxonomy places the organism in Eukaryota, Metazoa, Chordata, Actinopteri, Kurtiformes, Apogonidae. Gene Ontology annotation, cellular component: nucleus.